AUGGAUCCGAUCACGGUCACGGAUAUGGAUUAUUGCGAGAAACUCUACCGGCAAGCUAGCAGCAAGAAGUGCGAUCGAUUCUCCUAUGAUCACGCCUCCCAUCUAGUCUCGGGCGGAGAGAAAUGGAGAAUUCCACCCUCCUCACCACGUGGCUCUCGUCUGCCCCGGACUAAAAACCAUCCAAUCUUGCCCGAGAGGACGAGGGUCUCCAAGAGAUCGCAAAGGACCUCCGAGACAAAGUGCAAAUUCUACGUCGAUCCCGAUGAUUUCUAUCGUCCAUUUGAUAACCAGUUUGUAAAGCGUGAUUCGGAUUUUUCACUCGAUGAAAAACCAACCGGCGAAGUCUCUGCCUUUGACGACGAGCCCACAGUCUCCCCAAAUCCCAUCAAACCGGGGGGGAUGAAACCAUUGGAUCCGACUGAUGAUGUGGCCGCACCGGUUAUCACUCUGAGAAGCGUCGUCGUUGGCAUCACUUUAUCCCUGAUUUCUGCUGCCAUUGCCCAACUUUUUCAGUUCAAACCUGUGAGAGUUCAGAUCUCCUUGCUUACCCUACAGAUUCUGUCGUUCCUUUUGGGUACUCUGCUUUCGAAAAUCCUGCCGACACGCUACCACUGGCUCAAUCCCGGUCCCUAUUCAAUCAAAGAGGAUGUCUUCGCCACCAUGAUGGCUGCAUCAGCAGCAUAUGCUGCCUUUGGAACCGAAAUCUUUGCCCCCCAGAUUUUGUUUCUCCAUGCUGGACCCGGAUUCUUCCUUUCGGUUGUCGCUCAGUUUGCCAACCAACUUUUGGCUAUCUGUCUCGCGUGGCAUUUUCGAUCAUUUCUAGUCUACCCGGCUGCAUGUCUAUAUCCGGCUGUCAUCCCUCCGGUUAUCUUGUUCCAGUCGCUCCAUGGUGGGGACAGUCUCGCCACCCGUCGUAUCAAUCUGUUUAAGCUUGUUGCCCCGGUGAUUGGUCUGUGGGAAAUUUUGCCUCAGUUCCUGGCUCCCGCCGUUAGCGCCAUCAACGUUUUCUGCUUGGCUCUGCCAGCCUCAAAAGAGGUCACUGCACUCUUUGGAGGCGCUUCUCCUAACACUGGAUUCGGGCUAUUUUCUUUAAGCCUUGAUUGGACCAACAUUUCCGCUGGAGUAAACGGUGCAUCACCAAUGUAUGUACCGUGGAUCGCCCAAGUAAAUUCGUGGAUUGGGCUCGGUUUUGCGAUCUUGAUGUAUCUUACAAUAUACAAAAUUGGCCCAUAUGCCUCAGGGGCCAAAAACAAUUUCCCCCUGCUUUCCACAAGCUUGCUCACUGAAUCCGGGAAAGAAUAUAAUCACACUGCAGUAUUCCUGCCUAAUGGCUCCCUUAGCCAGCAAGGCCUUGCUCAGGAGGGACUCCCAGCCUUCACUCUCUCCUUCGUGACCUCACAAGCGUUUGCUGCACUGUUGAUGACGAGCGCAGUUACCCAGGCUAUCAUUCAGAAUUGGACUCUGAUCACUGGAAUUCUUUUUCCCAAUCGUAAUGGGGGAGCGUCGAAAUCCGAGGAUCCCCACCUCCAAGAGAUGGAAAAAUAUUCGCAAGUCCCCCAAUGGUUUCUCGGAUGCAUUUCUGUGGCAUCUGUGGCGCUUGGCUAUCUUUGCGCGACGCUCGCUGGAAGUCAGAUGGGGUUUUUCGCGAUGCUGGCAUCCGUUCUUUUGGCGUCCAUCAUUGUCGCUUCCAUUGGUUUUUUGAAUGCGACCACGGGCUUCAAUCCAGUUGUCGCCCCAGCUUGUCAAAUGAUCGGCUCUGUCUUUGGUGGAUCUGUCAUCCGCUCCCUCUGGUUUAGCAUCUUCAGCGCCACAUGUGCCACGAUCUCCUUACUGAUAGCCAAAGAUGUUAAAAUGAUGAUCUAUACCAAAGUUCCCCCUCGCAAAGGAUUUUUCGCUCAAAUAUGCGGAACCAUCAUUGGUGUGUUCGUGAACCAGUUCGUGAUGCAAAUCAUUGUUUCUGCAAACGCAGAAGCUUUGAUCGAACCUACAGCCAGUGGACAAUUCUCGGGAGUUUCCACACAGGCUUUAUUCAAUGAAGUUAGUACUUGGAGUCUGUUUUCCCAUGAACUAUACGGACCAGGGAAACGAUAUUUCUUCAUUCCUGCCAGCUUGUUCGUUGGUUUUCUCGCGCCUCUCCCGUUCCUGUUCAUUGAGAACACCUGGCCGAAUUCGAUUUUUGGGAAGUUUAACGUACCAUUGGUCGCCGGGACAAUACAAGUUGCGAUCAAUGGUACCACCUCCGGCAGAGUCACUGCAAUAGUCGUUGGAUUCAUCAGCCAAUAUUACGUCCGAAUCUAUCGCCCCCAAAUCUUCACCGAUUACAAUCACGUCCUGAGUGCCGCAUUGGAUGGUGGAACUCAAAUCGCCGUCCUCUUAUUAUCCUUCGCGACCGGAAAAAUCAAAUUGCCUCAUUACCUUUUGAACCCGGCAGCCCCUUUUCUGAGAGAUUAUUGUACUCGGUUUUAG
Molecule: messenger RNA, 2466 nt
Organism: Puccinia triticina
Lineage: Eukaryota; Fungi; Basidiomycota; Pucciniomycetes; Pucciniales; Pucciniaceae
Exons: 30
Coding region: 1-2466 (821 amino acids)
Biological process (GO): transmembrane transport
Molecular function (GO): oligopeptide transmembrane transporter activity
Source: RefSeq, a predicted model, not a curated record